AUGUAUGGUAUUGGCGCAAUUGGUGUUUGGAAAUUGGUUCCUUAUCCCAUGGAUCCAGAGGAAAAUGGAGCACCACCAAGGAGUUUGAGAGAAAAACUCAGUGGAUUUGAUUACGGCGGAAUCAUCCUCGCCACUGGUGGCUUGACUAUCUUCACAUUUGCUAUAACACAGGCCAACUCGUUGACUAACGGAUGGCGAUCACCGACUAUCAUAUCAUUACUUGUUCUCGGAGUAGCCUUUAUCACAGCAUUCUGCUUUUAUGAGACCUACAUUCCUAAAAACCCUCUGAUGCCUAUGUCAAUCUGGAAAUAUCCUGGCGUAGCGUUGUGCAUGUUGAUCAGUAGCUGUGGUUGGAUGGCAUUUAACGGAAUCACCACUUAUUACUGCCCACUUUAUUUCUUAAAGGUAGUCCGAGUUAGUCCCAUUCUGGCUACAGCAUAUCUCACGCCUUACUCCAUAUUUGGGAUAUCAGUAAACAUCUUUGCGGCUUUCACGCUACAUAGAAUUCCCGGAAGAUAUCUAUUAAUUGCUGGUAACUUAGGCUACCUUGGAACUUCUCUGAUAUGGGCUUUGAUCCCCCUUGGUUCAAAUUACUGGGCUCUACCAUUUCCGUCCAUGUUUCUUGGCGUUAUUGGUUCAGACUUAGCCUAUAAUGUUGGAAAUAUCCACAUACUUCGAUCAGUUAGUUCCAAGCUACAAUCUUCAGCAGCUGGAAUGUUUAAUACAAAUCUGCAGUUAUCGAUAACUGUAGGGUUGGCUGCCUCUUCAGCUGUCGUCUCUACUAUCGUUCAAAACCAAGAUUCUGCUUCUCCCGAAUUAUUGCUCAAGGGCUAUCAUGCUGGUGCCUGGUUAGCUGUAGGAAUGUCUGCCGUGGGUCUACUAAUGACACCUUUCCUCAGAAUUGGACUACAGGGAAUCGACGAGAAGCUUCCACACGAUGAAGUUUAA
This is a messenger RNA of Sugiyamaella lignohabitans, 948 nucleotides long. RefSeq lists its product as uncharacterized. Gene Ontology annotation, molecular function: transmembrane transporter activity. Lineage: Eukaryota; Fungi; Ascomycota; Dipodascomycetes; Dipodascales; Trichomonascaceae. Bases 1 to 948 code for a protein of 315 amino acids. Gene Ontology annotation, biological process: transmembrane transport. Gene Ontology annotation, cellular component: membrane. The transcript has a single exon. The record is from RefSeq and is a predicted model, not a curated record.